Messenger RNA from Panicum virgatum (switchgrass), 1251 nucleotides. Its product is annotated as putative disease resistance protein RGA1. Lineage: Eukaryota; Viridiplantae; Streptophyta; Magnoliopsida; Poales; Poaceae. Gene Ontology annotation, molecular function: ADP binding. The coding region runs from base 1 to 1251 and encodes 416 amino acids. The transcript has a single exon. The record is from RefSeq and is a predicted model, not a curated record.
AUGUUGAGGAAAGAGAUGUACAGAGGUUAUUUCACUAUGGACAACUUAAGAAGAAAAGAUGAUGAAGAAAACAAGACCACAGAUCUUGAUGUGAGUCACCCUUUCGCCCUGUCUAAAUUCAAUCCUGCCAAGCGGCUCUUUUUCUCCACUGGUGUUACACAUGUGGAGAAAGAACUGCAGCAAGUGCUCUACAAUUUAAAUGAAAUUGUUAGUGAUAUGAGUGAGUUCACCGCACUUCUGAAAAACUAUCCUCCAUUGUACCAUCAACCUUAUAGCAUGCACUUGAUUAUUGACAAGUGCAUGUUUGGUCGUCAAAUGGAGUUAGACAGGAUUAUGAACUUUUUGAUGCUAGUUGAUCCUACUAGCACAAAACACGUGGGUGUUCUACCAAUUGUUGGUCCAGCAGAAGUCGGGAAGAGUACUCUUGUUGCACAUGUAUGCAAUGAUGAAAGAGUGCGCAAUAACUUCACACGAAUUGUGCUCAUUACUCAAUAUGAUCUUAAAGACAAGGGACUAACAACUUUAGAAGAUGGAGGUGUGAUCUAUUACCAACAGAAUUCCUUGAAUGAAAAUGAGAGGACAUUGUCUAUAAUUGAAUUCUCUGAGGAUAUUGAUAAGGCUGCAUGGAACUGCUAUCUAGCUUCUGCAACCUGCCAUUCAAAUGUUGUCAAAGUUAUAAUCACAAGCCGAUCAAACAAAAUCAUCAAUUUUGGCACCACACAGGCCCUUGUGCUGAAUCUUCUCCCACCAGAAGCAUAUUGGUAUUUCUUCAAGGUGCUUACAUUUGGCAGUGCAGAUCCAAAGGACCAACCAAAACUGGAAUCAAUGGCCAUGGAAAUGAGCAGAUGUACUAAUAGGUCGUUCGUUGGUGCAAACUUCGUCUCUUGCCUCCUCAGGGAUCAUCUUAAUGGUCAGUAUGGGCGUAUGGUUCGUGCCAGCCUGAGGGAUCUAAAUAGAGCAAGGAUAUCCUCCUGUGCACCUGCUAUUAUAAACGAAAAGAAUCCUAAAUAUGCUCGGAGAAUAGCCACGAAUGAGUACUUUGCGAUUUAUCCUUGCGCCAAAGGUUUUGCUGCUGAUGACAUGAUUACUAGAACAACACUAUUUGAUCUAGUGUACGGAACUGUUAAAUGUGAAGGGAAGUUUGAGGUCCUUGCAUUGAAGUUGCGCAUACCGCCUUACAAGAACUACAUGUAUACUUGCGAGAUGGUGAAGUCCAUACCCACUAAGAUGAAAGCAGCAUCUGAAAGCUAG